CGUGCGUAUGAAAUCGAACUAGUCACGAUUUCGRAAUUUGUUCGAGUUUUGAUUCAAUUUUUACGCAAAUCUAAAGCUUUUUGGAAAGAAGUAACACUUGGAACAUCAAGUUUAAUAUGGGUAGAUUACGUAGGAAGCGAACACACAACAAYGACACGCACUUGAAGAAGAAAUAUCGUACGAAGCGAAGGACAAAGGAUUUAGACCAGAUUCACGCUGACAUGGUUCCUGAACAAGCUGCCAAGCUCCUUUCUCAAGAAGUAAAUGUAGAUUUGCCUGGUUGUGGGCAAUUUUACUGUCUUCAGUGUGCGAAAUAUUUUAUCGAUGAUAARAGCCUGAAAGAUCAUAUUAAAGGAAGAGUCCACAAGAAAAGGCUUAAAAUGUUGAAAGAAGUGCCAUACACCAUAGAAGAGGCAGAGAAGGCUGGUGGACAAGGAUCGUACACCUUGACUUCAACCAAACCAUUACUAGCAAAAGACACUGAAAUGAGUUCUAGUAAUGAGGUACCUGUAACAAGCGAUGRGUAAAUGCAAAUGUAUAGCUACAGAAUGUAAUUAUUUGACUAGAUUUGACAACUGCAAYGUUGUUGUCAAUAUGAUAUUCAUAUCUGCUUGAAGGCCAAAAAAAAAAAAGAAAAGAAAAAAGCGGUUUGUAUAUAUGUAAGUUUGUUUAAUAUGGAUAUGAAAAUGACCAUUCAAUAGCACAACUUGAAUGUACUGUGCAAGACGUAAAGAAGCUUUUGGGAGCUUUCUUUCUUUUUUAUCUACAGGUUCAAAAAAAAAAAAAAGAAAA
Actinia tenebrosa (Australian red waratah sea anemone) is the source of this 792-nucleotide messenger RNA. Its product is annotated as zinc finger protein 593. NCBI's taxonomy places the organism in Eukaryota, Metazoa, Cnidaria, Anthozoa, Actiniaria, Actiniidae. Gene Ontology annotation, molecular function: nucleic acid binding; zinc ion binding. The record is from RefSeq and is a predicted model, not a curated record.